UAAUCACAAUUUGAACCAACAUCGAGUCGAUAAUCUACAAAAAUCCAACAACAGAAUCACCUACAAAGAACUGACUUGUAAAAGCCAGAAUACAGUCGAGGGAAUUUUGGAUAAAGCAAAAAAUAUUUGCACUCACCCAAACUGUAAGACAUGCAUUCAUCUGCCGGCCAAAAAUUCGUCAAAUCAGCAGAAUCUGGAACAGAAAUUGAAGAAAAGUUGUGAAAAACCAACGAAAAUACCGAAGAAAAUUGGGUCAAGUUGUAAGGAAAAAGGGAAAAAUUCGACAUUGAAGAAAAAUUGUGAUCAAACGUACAGUGUCUAUGAAGUCAGUACAAACUUGGUAGCUCCUAUGGGUGUGGAUAUAAAAAGUGAUGACUGGAAUGAAGCUUCUACCACAAAAACACAGAGAAACAUUGACAAAAUUAACAAAAUGAAAGACAUAGAUCAACAAAAAUUGGGGGAUUCCCAAAAUUCUACACAGACCUCGAAAAACAAGCAUGAACAAUUUUUCGAAGAUUUUAGCAGUGGAGACUGUUUGAAAGAAAACUCGAAAUUUCCCCCAAAAAAUUCGGGGGUUCACAAAGUGCAAAAUUGCGACAGAGGGGAUGAAAUAGAGAAGAAAAAUGUUUUGUACGAUGAAAACAGAAAUUUUGACAACAAAAAUUCUGACAACAGAAAUUUUGACAACAAAAAUUCUGACAACAGAAAUUUUGACUACAAAAAUUGUGGUUUUGAUUAUAAUGAACAAAUAUCGAAAGACAGAGACCAUGGUUUUCAAGAUAACAAUGAUUCUAAGAAGAACACUAAAAACAAAAAUGAGGGUUUUAUUAGUGGUAGAAAUAACUCUAACCACAAAAACCAGGAGUAUUGUGAAUGUAGGAAAAAUUUACACCCAGAAGACGACAAUGGAACCGAUUUUUACAACAAAAUCGAACUAGGAGAGUAUUUACACAACAAAAAACAUGAAAUUUGCGACGAUAAAAAUGUAAUACACGAUAAAAGAAUUGGAAUCUUUGAUGAUAAAAGUUCAAUACAUGAUAAGAACCAUGAAGCUUUCAAUAAUAAAAAACAAAUGCAUGACAAACAACAUGGAAUCUCUGAUAAUAAAAAUCGAAAACCCAAUAAAAAACAUGAAAUGUCUGAUAAAAGUUUAGAUUCCAACAGUCUACACCACCACAGUAAUAAAUCUGAUAUUUCGAAAAACAACCCCAAAUUGUCCCAGAAUCCUAGAUCAGUCACUCCUCAAAAUUUAAGUGACAUCAGUGACAACUGUCUCCGUUUCAGUAGUGACAGUGACGGUCUCUCGGCGGGGAGACGAGAUGUGUCACUAAGUGAUAAAAAUAUCAACAGUGACUACAUUCAAGGACGAGAUCUGUCACUAAGUGAUAAAAAUACAGGAAGUAAGAGAGACAGCGAGAAUGUACCUGCAACACUAAGUGACAGAGGUAGAAAAGGAAAUGGAGGACGUAGUGACGAUUUGAGAGUUAGUGACGAUAAGUUUGUGGGUGAGAGAAAGAGAGAUAUGUCGCUUAGUGAUGGUUUGAAGUUGGAGAAAAGGAGGGGGGAAGGACCAGUUAACAAGAAGCCGUCAGUCAGUGAUAAGAGGAAAAGAGAUAAAUCACUUAUAAACAAAAAACAGUCACUUAGUGACCAGUUUGAUAAUGAGAAAAUCAAAGAGAAAUUACUUAUCAACAAGAAACAGUCACUUAGUGAUAACUUUGACUAUGAGAGAAGCAGUGAUAGGUCAAUUAUUGACAAUAAACAGUCACUGAAAGAUCAGAUUGACUAUGAGAAAAACAGAGAUACGUCACUUAUCAACAAAAAUUCAUCACUUAGUGACAACUUUGACUAUGAAAAACAAGGAGAUACGUCACUUAUCAACAAAAAUGUAUCACUUACUGAUCAGUUUCACAAUGAAGUGAUCAGAGAUAAGUCACUUAUCAACAAAAAAUCAUCACUUAGUGACAACUUUGACUAUGAAAAACACAGAGACACGUCACUAAUAAACACAGUUCUAUCACUGAGUGACGAUCUAGAUUUCUCCAGAAGGCAGGAGAUAAUCCAGGACUAUCAUACUGCAACUUGUUCCAGUGUGUCGUUUGGUUUUAGCUGCAGUAAGGGGUGCUAUGGACGGAAGGAGUAUUGGAAACAGGAAUAUGAAGACGGUACUUGUUCACAGUCUUCAAAAACUGACGGUAGAUGUCGUUGUGAUGAAGAGGAGGAGGAAGAUGGGGAGGAGGAGGAGAGGGAGAAAGAGAGGGGGAAGGAGAGGAGUGAGAGAGGUGAUGCUCCCCACAAAGUACCGUCGGAUACAAACCAGUCGCUCUGGGAACAGCAGAAGUUGCGACCGGGUACAGUGCGCCGACGCAAGAAACAGAUAGGCAUCGGGGUGCGCUUCUCCUACUAUGUGCCUAAUCGCUUUUGCCCGCGUUCCGGGAGAGUGGAUGCGGCGCACAAACCGGUGCAGGAGUACUGCAGGUGUGCCGAAAAGAAAGCGCCACCGAUAGAAGCGCCAUCAGCGCAUACUAAGAGUGGUAGUGGUGAUUUGUCAUCACAACGCCCGUCAACAUCGGACGACGACAAAGCACCGCGACGAAAAUCGGUGACACUUUUGCCCGACAAAGCGGACCAAUUGGACGCCGACAAUGACGCCUAUCUGAGAAUAGUCGAUCAAAACAAGAAGGUCUCUGAUUGGCUGGAGCCAGACACGUCAUCCAAGGCAGCAACCAAUGAGACAGAAACGAUAUCUUUUUUGAACGCUAAGGAUCCCAUUCCAUCUCAGAUGGGGUUUGAAGGAUCCAUGGUAGCAGAAGAGGAAGAUGCCAUCCAGAAAAAACCAAAAUACACUCUAGCCAGGAGUCGAAGUGACCCUGACGUCAUCUAUAUUCGAAAGACAGUCUGUGACUGCUGUGAAGGGGCAAAUGAAUGCAUCAAAAUCUACAAAAAACACAACGAUUUCGAGGUGCAUGGUAGUUAUAUGGAGUUACCCAACUGUGAACCGGUUGAUAAAGAUGUGUUUGAGAGUAUUUUCGAGUACUUGAACCCUUGUCGAUAUCUGAAUUAAAGGGAAUACGACAGAGAAUUAUGUGAGAUGUGUUUUUUUGAUUACUUGGAUCCUUGUCGAUAUCUGAAUAAAAGGAAAUUUGAAGGAGACA
Nilaparvata lugens (brown planthopper) is the source of this 3155-nucleotide messenger RNA. RefSeq names its product GATA zinc finger domain-containing protein 14. Lineage: Eukaryota; Metazoa; Arthropoda; Insecta; Hemiptera; Delphacidae. Bases 350 to 3064 code for a protein of 904 amino acids. The record is from RefSeq and is a predicted model, not a curated record. The transcript has 7 exons.